Rubroshorea leprosula is the source of this 1135-nucleotide messenger RNA. Lineage: Eukaryota; Viridiplantae; Streptophyta; Magnoliopsida; Malvales; Dipterocarpaceae. The record is from the annotation of a GenBank genome assembly.
UGGAAUCUAGAGCCUCUCUUCGCUUGCUCUCUCUCUUCAUUGAUAUAGCCUUCCUAUUUCUUUUCACAUGGACGCAUCUUCCCUUCGCUUCCCCACCCGACGUCACUGCCCUCAUAGACUGCGCCACCAACUCCCCAUCCCCCUUGUGUAUCCGUCUUCAAUCCAAUAAACCACCACUUGUGUCCGACACCCCCAAUCACCCUCUCGACCCUCUCACCAUCAAAGAAAUCAACACACGGUCCGCUCCAUCCUCUCCUCCCAUGCCCUCUUCAACUCCUCCAGCUCUUACGCCUUCCACUCGGUCGAUCUAGAAGAGCCCCACAAAGACAAAGAGAAAGUCAUCCGGUGGACAAAGGGAGACACUCUUCCAUCCAGACUCGCCUCUGUUGUCGCGCGUGUUAACGGACACUCACAUCUCCUCACUGUCAACUUGGAAACCACUCGAGUCAAGGUUCACAACACCGUCCCUCUCUCCGGUCAUCCUACCUUAACGUUUGAGGACUUGACUUCCACCAUUUGGGCUCCCCUGUCCAACGCCGAGUUCAACCAUACCGUCAACGACCGUAGUGUUGAUUUGGCUGACCUGGCUUGCUUGCCGAUGUCGUUAGGAUGGUAUGGGAAGAAAGAGGAGGGUAGGAGGUUAAUUAAGAUAGGAUGCUACACCAAGAAAGACACUGCAAACUUCUACAUGAGGCCUAUCGAAGGCCUGAUCGUCCUCCUCGACAUGGACACCAAAGAGGUGUUGGAAAUUUUGGACCAGGGUCGGAAUAUCCCCAUCCCCAAGGCCACCAACACUGACUAUCGGUACUCGGCGCGGCAGCAGAAACUGAACCUGGUAAACCCGAUAUCCAUCGAGCAGCCAAAAGGUCCGAGCUUUGUGGUUGAAGAUGAGCACAUGGUGAAAUAGGCGAACUGGGAAUUCCACCUGAAAGCAGACCCGAAACAGGGGUGAUCAUUUCUCGGGCAAAAGUCAGGGAUCCAGGGAUCCAGAUACAGGGGAGAUGAGGAACGACAUGUACAAAGGGUUCACGUCAGAGCUGUUUGUGCCCUACAUGGACCCUACGGCCUGGUAUUUCAAGACCUAUUUGGAUGCGGUUGAGAACGGGUUCGGAUUGCAGGCUGGCAGCAGAUGGCA